Molecule: messenger RNA, 1079 nt
Organism: Limanda limanda (common dab)
Lineage: Eukaryota; Metazoa; Chordata; Actinopteri; Pleuronectiformes; Pleuronectidae
Exons: 4
Coding region: 34-798 (254 amino acids)
Source: RefSeq, a predicted model, not a curated record
AGAUAGGGGGCGUCCUCUCCGUGUCCCUCCGCCAUGCUGUUUUCUGUGCUGCGGCUCAGUGCUCGUCACCUGCGGACCCUCAGCCCGGUUCACUCCGUCUCUCACGCGUAUUACUCCGCACACAUGGCGAAGCGAGUGGCCGUGGUGCUGGCGGGAUGUGGCGUCUACGACGGGAGCGAGAUCCACGAAGCCUCCGCUAUUCUGGUUCACCUGAGCAGAGGAGGAGCCACUGUGAAGAUGUUUGCCCCCAACAUUGAGCAGAUGCACGUGGUGGAUCAUCUGAAGGGCGAACCAUCCCAGGAGAAGAGGAACGUGUUGGUGGAGAGCGCACGCCUGGCUCGGGGAGACAUCCAGGACCUGGCCAAACUAAGCGUCAAAGACCACGACGCCAUUAUCUUCCCUGGUGGUUUUGGGGCAGCGAAGAACCUGUGUACCUGGGCGGUGCAGGGGAAGGACUGCUCCGUCAACGACGAGGUCCAGGCGGCGCUGCAGGCGUUCCACGGCGAGGGCAAACCCAUCGGACUCUGCUGCAUCGCGCCUGUCCUGGCUGCCAAGGUGCUGCCCGGCUGUGAGGUCACCGUCGGUGUGGAGAAAGACGACAAGUACCCAGACACAACAGGCACAGCAGAGGCCAUCAACCAGCUGGGCUGCAAACACGUGAGCAAGAGCGUGGGCGAGAGUCACGUGGACGAGAAGAACAAGCUGGUCACCACCUGCGCCUUCAUGUGCAACGCUCCCAUCCACGAGAUCUUCGACGGGAUCGGGUCGAUGGUGCGGGACGUGCUCAAACUGGCUUGACUUGACUGGAACUCAAAGGAGAGUUUAGAAGAAGAAGAGGUGGUUGCCUGCUGAGCUGAUCUUUAAGAAGCUUAAGCAUCCUCUCGAUUAGAAGCACUUCCAGAUACUCGUUUGUAGAAAAAAUGUGCACAUCAUCCAGGAUUAUCUAUAACUAUGACAAAGAUCUGUUAACUCUGUGUAACUGGAUUCUAUUCUGAAGCAGCAGUAGUAUUAAUCACAUAUUUGCAAAUCAAUAGCAGGAAGAGUGUUGUACAGAAAAUGCAAUAAAAUGAAAAAGUCAA